ACCGCAGAAUCAUACCAACCGGCCACCGCCGCGCUCGCCGCCGAGCAUGGUAAAUAGAGCUCCCCUCCGCUGCCGGGCGAAUACACCGCCGCCUCCCUCCUUCCCGUGCCGCCGCCUCCGCCGUCCACCAUGUCAUCUACCAGCAGGCUCGUUGCGCCGGCCUUCAACAAGAUCCUAUCCCUCCGCCGGCUCUCCUCGUCCUCCUCCUCAUCCCCGUUCGACCAUUCCGCCCCGAGCGCCGUCGCCCUCCUCUCCAGCCUCGUCCUCCAGGAGCAUACCCCCUCCUCUGCCGCGCUCUCCCUCAUACGCGCGCAGCCGAGCCUUGCCGACGAGCUAUAUGCCCUCAUCGCCGUGUCUGGGAAGUCCGACGCCCCCCUCACCCCUGGCUCCCUCGCUAUCCUCCACUCCCUCGCGGCAUGCCACCGUAUCCCUCCUUCCUCCGCGUCGCUCCUCUCCCAGCUCCUCGCGCGCUUCUCCUCUCCAGCCGACGCCGCGAGCUUCCUCCGCGACUCCCUCGCCGCGGGCGCGCCGGCGCCGGACGUCUACGCCUUCAAUUCGCUCCUCACCGCGCUAGGCCGCGCCGGCGACCUGCGCGGGAUGACCGAGCUGUUCACCUCCAUGCGGGGCGCGUCCGUCCAGCCCAACGUCGUCACUUACGGGAUACUUCUUAACGGUCUCUGCAAGGCAGGCCGCGUUGGGGAGGCGCUGAAGGUGCUCGACGGAAUGUCCAGGCCAGGCUCGGACGUCCGCCCGGAUAUUGUCAUUUUGAACACUGUAGUGGAUGGUCUGUGCAAGACUGGGAGGCUUCAGGAGGCAAUUAUGUUCGUGGAUGAGCGGAUGAGGCGCGUGCAUGGGUGUGCGCCCAACACGGUUACAUAUAACUGCUUGGCUGAUGCGUUUUGCCGAGUGGGGGAUGUUGGCAUGGCCUGCGAAGUGGUGGGCAGGAUGGAGAAAGAGGGUGUGCCACCGAAUGUUGUCACAAUGAACACGAUUGUUGGUGGUUUAUGCCGAGUUGGGAGGGUUGGAGCCGCUCUGGAGUUCUUCCACGAGAAGAGAACAGCUUGGCCGGAGACCAAGGGCAAUGCUAUGACCUAUAGCACUUUGGUUAGUGCUUUCCUCCACUGCAACAAUGUGGGUAUGGCCAUGGAGUUAUUCCAUGAGAUGGCGGACCAAGGGCAUCCACCAGAUGCAAUAAUGUACUUCACCAUGAUAUCUGGAUUGACACAAGCAAGACGGUUGGAGGAUGCUUGCACCAUGGCGUCAUCAAUGAAGAAGGCAGGCUUUAAGCUGGAUGCAAAGGCGUAUAACAUCUUGAUUGGUGGAUUUUGCCGGAAGAAAAGGUUGCGUGAGGCCUACGAGUUGCUUGCGGAGAUGAAAGGAGCUGGUCUUCAGCCAGACGUGUAUACCUACAAUACCUUGUUGUCUUGUUUGUGCAAAGCAGGAGAUUUCUUGGCGGUGGAUGAAUUAUUGGGGAAGAUGAUUGAUGAUGGCUGUCAGCCUUCUGUGGUCACUUUUGGUACACUUGUACAUGGAUACUGCAAAGCUGGUAAAAUUGAUGAGGCGUUAAGAAUUUUCAGGUCCAUGGAUGAGUCCGGAGUUCAGCCCAACACCGUAAUAUACAAUACUCUCAUUGACUUUCUCUGCAAGAGCAGAGAUGUUGAUUUAGCUAUCAAGCUGUUUGAUGAGAUGAGGGAAAACAAUGUGCCAGCAAACGUAACAACCUACAAUGCAUUGUUGAAGGGUCUUCAAGAUAAGAAUAUGCCAGAAAAGGCUUUUGAACUUAUGGACCAGAUGAGAGACGAGAGGUGCACUCCUGAUUAUGUGACUCUGGAUAUUCUCAUGGAAUGGCUCCCUGAAAUUGGUGAAACAGAGAGAUUAAAACCUUUCAUGCAGCAGUGGGAUCUAAAGGAUAACCAUGUGAGAGCACGGGGAGCUUAGUAGGCACCAUGAGUUCUGUCUUGCAUGUUGGGCCAUGAAUGGAGGCAUGAAUCUUGCGUUGGAUUAAUUAGAAUUUCAAUAUCUAUUUAAUUUGUCAUGGGAAACUCAGACUUGACUGUGCUGACACAAGAAUUUGAAAACCAUCUUCUAAAUCCUAGCUGGCCUUGGGAGAUGGAUCCGGACUACCAUGGUCAGAACUGGCUGUGUACAUUCGAUUUUAGGACUGUAAGGCAUACAAAAUUCAGAGGAAUCUUAUUCAGUAUAGUGGCAACUCAUCAGGAGAGCUGAUGUUGGCCUCCACCUGCGAUGCCUCCUCCAGCAAGACCUUGCUGCUGCGCAAGCAGCAGGCACAUCGGCAACAAGGUUCCGCCUAGCUGCACUGAGUUGGUAUGCUACCAGUACAUCACGGAUGGCACUCUCGAGUACUGGCUGAGCUCACUGCCGUGCAGUGUAUGGCUGGUGUAGAUGACCUGUACGGCUGUACAAGGUGCUGCCUGGAAGGGAGCCUGUAGACCUGGAGUCGCCGGAAGCACUUGCUCUUGGAGGUGAAGAUGCAGGUGGAGGAGCCUGUUUGGACUGGGAGCUCUUCAUUGUAACAAGAUUUUGGUGAAGUGAAUGUGUACUACCAUGGAGAUCUGUAUAAAGGGGCGUACUACCCAGUGCGAAAGCUCCCACACAAGGUGGGGUCUGGGCAAGGGAAUUCCUAGACAGCCUUACCCUUGCAAAAUUACUUUGAAAUUCUGCAAAGCAGAGAGUCUCUACCGCUGUGCGAGGUUUUCAAGAUGGCAUCUGAUCUCCUUCCUGCCCUCAAUCCUUGUGAAAGUUGUGUCCGUGUUUCAAGGGAAUUGAAAUACCAUAGCGACACUGGCGGUGGUACGCAUUUUGUCAGUCGAUGACAGCCACGUAUGUUGACUUGUUCCUGCCAGUUGUUUCUUCUACUGCUGGGAAGACAUGAGCUAUAGUACCAUGCCAAGCACAGAAGUCAGCAGAAACCAAGUUGGCAUGGCAGGGAAACCGUGUCCUCCUUGCAACUUCAGUGACCUGUUGCUGUGGCCGGUGUGAGUAACCUCGUCUCCUGGCUUUGCUAAUGUUGGUGAUUUUGAUGAUGUUGCUGCUAAGCAGAGAUGCCUAAGAAAAAUGAGGUAGGAGAAAACAACAGAGACGAGAGUUGAGCAAAUCACUUCCAAUUUUGCAGAUAUCUUCACCCGUACAGGGAGGUGGCAAGCUUAAAAAACCAAGGCCUCCCUUCGUUGGAACCGGAACAGAGUCCAGCCGACCGUGGCUGCGCUGAAGCCUGAAUUUCCUUGACAUCUACAGUCUGCCUGGGGCAUUUUCUCGGAGCUUAGUGCUCCCGAAUUGGGAGUUGGGACGAGGAUGGUAUUACAAUGCUGACCCUGAUGCUGGAAAUCGCCGUGCGGCGCUCGCAGCUGGAGGAAUUACUCACGGCACACCACGGACACGGAGGCAGGAGCAGGAGUCAGGACAGAGAGCCGUACAAGCCACAGCCUUGCAUCUCUCCUUUGAAGCGGUCGUAGGUUUUGUGUUGCCUAACAUGCAUGCAGCACCUGGUCAAAUCUCGCGCACCGGCAUGGGGGAAAACCAACCCACAUGAUCUCCGAGCCGUACCAGCUCGCAGGGAGGUGACAAGGCGCCAUUUCUUGGAGCCCGCAGGGAGGUGAAGGGAGCAGCUGGUGGCCGGUGCCUUUCAUGCCUACCUGCGACCAGCAGCUCCACGUCUCCGUCGCCGGGCGAAGCCGUGCAGCUACCACGCGCGACGGCGAGACGGGAACUCGCGGCACAUCACGUUGCUAGGACGGAUCGGAGAGUUGUGCAAGUCACGGCGGUCUCCUCCAUUCAUUCCCUCUCGCAGUCUUGCUUGAAGCGGUCGUAGGUUUGCGCUGCCUGCUUGCUUGACCCAGCUCGAUCGAUAAUCCGCGGUGGACGGUGGUUAGUGGUCAAAUAUCUCGUGCACGGGCACGGGGAAGAAAACGUCAAGUUAUCUGCCAAACGCCAAUGCACUAGUUUCUCGCAAGAAAAGAUUUUAAAGAAUGCCAGUGUAGGUAGUGGGUGCAGUCAUUGUUGUCUGUGGUAUAGCUCGCUCAGGAAUUGAACUCGACCUGGUACCGUGCUUCCCUGGAA
This is a messenger RNA of Panicum hallii, 4077 nucleotides long. RefSeq names its product pentatricopeptide repeat-containing protein At3g61520, mitochondrial-like. NCBI's taxonomy places the organism in Eukaryota, Viridiplantae, Streptophyta, Magnoliopsida, Poales, Poaceae. The transcript is spliced from 6 exons. Bases 130 to 1938 code for a protein of 602 amino acids. The record is from RefSeq and is a predicted model, not a curated record. Gene Ontology annotation, molecular function: protein binding.